AUGCCUAGUCCAAGUGGCGUCAAGCGCGAUGCUAACCAUCUGUCGACCCCAGCGGCCGAUGCGAAGAGACCCAAGGCCAAUGGCAGCAUCACAUCGUUCUUCGGGGCCCCCAAGCCCAAACCGGGCGCCGUGCGUCCCUCUACCACGUCUUCAAGCUUCAACAAGGAGAAAUGGGUGGCCACGUUGACGCCCGAGCAGAAGGAACUCCUUCAACUGGAAAUCGACACCAUGGACGAGAGCUGGCUGGCCCAGCUCAAGGAGGAGAUCGUGAAGCCGGAGUUCCUAGCCCUGAAGCGCUUCCUGCAGAAAGAAAAGCAGGCCGGCGUGAAGGUCUUCCCUCCCGAGAACGAUAUCUACUCCUGGUCGCGACAUACCCCCCUCCACACGGUCAAGGUUGUCAUUGUCGGUCAAGACCCUUACCAUAACCACAACCAGGCCCAUGGUCUGGCCUUCUCCGUCCGCCCUCCCACGCCCGCGCCCCCUUCCCUCGUCAACAUCUUCACCGGCAUCCAGAACGACUACCCGUCCUUCCAACGCCCGCCCAACAAAGGUGGCCUCCUGACCCCCUGGGCCGAGCGCGGCGUCUUGAUGCUCAACACUUGCCUGACGGUUCGCGCCCACCAGGCCGCCAGCCAUUCGAAUAAAGGCUGGGAGCGCUUGACCCAAAAGGCGCUGGAGGUUGUCGCGCGCGUGCGUUCCCGGGGCGUCGUUUUUCUGGCCUGGGGCUCGCCCGCGGCAAAGCGCGUGGCUGAUGUCAACCGAGAAAGGCACUGCGUGCUGCAAUCGGUUCAUCCUAGCCCUUUGAGUGCGCACAGAGGAUUUUUCAACAACGGACAUUUCAAAAAGUGCAACGAGUGGCUCGCUGCCCGGUACGGUCCUGACGAAGUCAUUGACUGGAGCUUGACGUCGAAGCCGAUAACCGCUAGCCCCCUGGCCCCGAUCCAGCCGUCCUCGGCGGAUAAUGCGUCGAAACCUUCUCCCGCAAAGCCGGCGGAGUCUGCUCCAGGAGAAGAGGAUAACGCUGUGAAGAGCACCAAUUCAGCCCCGGCUGAUGAAUUCGAUGAUGCUGACGCUCUCGAAGCCUUAGCAGCUGCAGAGGGGACGGAUUGA
Messenger RNA from Aspergillus terreus NIH2624, 1110 nucleotides. Its product is annotated as uracil-DNA glycosylase. Gene Ontology annotation, molecular function: uracil DNA N-glycosylase activity. Gene Ontology annotation, biological process: base-excision repair, AP site formation via deaminated base removal; base-excision repair. The transcript has 3 exons. The coding region runs from base 1 to 1110 and encodes 369 amino acids. Lineage: Eukaryota; Fungi; Ascomycota; Eurotiomycetes; Eurotiales; Aspergillaceae. The record is from RefSeq and is a predicted model, not a curated record. Gene Ontology annotation, cellular component: mitochondrion; nucleus.